AUCACUUCUGCAGUAAGGAAAAUUUGUCGGUAUGCUUUCUUUGCGCAAAGCAUUCAUUUCUUAACUGUGUUGUGUAAGAGGUCGAGGCUUGAUUUCCCUGGUAUCUAGACUCGGAACAUCUGGAAGCGCACUCUCGUCUACAUAGAGUCGAACGCCACAUGUACAACACCGUUGAUCAUGAGCAUUCCAGCCGCCUUCUGAGAUCAAUGCCACCCAAGAAGCCAAGAGAAACCUAUCACAAUCGAAUACCAACGCGACCUAGGAUAGUAUCUCCCAUCAUAGGUUUCACAGUAAUACUGAUUGCGUCGGCCACUCUCAACCCGAGCCCAAAUAAGGCCCCUCUAUCUGACCGUAUCAGUGUCAUCGUAAAUUCAUUCUCACCCGAAGGUCUCGAGCUAUUCCCACCAACUCAGCUACUUGUUCCUCGAGAAUCGACUGCCUUGAUUUGUUUCCUUGUUGUACUUCGGUAACUGCAGACGGUGUCGCAGCUCGCACAGCCAUAUUAGUCUUAUUGCAUUCUCCGCGACAUGCUCGGCAGCCGUACUCUUU
Cucurbitaria berberidis CBS 394.84 is the source of this 549-nucleotide messenger RNA. RefSeq lists its product as uncharacterized. Bases 159 to 470 code for a protein of 103 amino acids. NCBI's taxonomy places the organism in Eukaryota, Fungi, Ascomycota, Dothideomycetes, Pleosporales, Cucurbitariaceae. The transcript has a single exon. The record is from RefSeq and is a predicted model, not a curated record.